GUCUCUGCCGCCCGCCCACAAAGCCACAGACGAGACAGGUGCCCGCGCCGCCGCGGCGCCAGCGUGCCGAGCCGAGCCGUUAGUGCGCGCCGUCCGUGCGUCCGGCCGACCGUACCUCCGUCGGGGAACCUGCCACAGUUCCCCGGCCCCUUGUUGUCGGCAUCCGGAACCGCCAGGCGGCCCCGGCUUUGGCGCCGCAGCCAUGUCCAUGGGCCUGGAGAUCACCGGCACCUCGCUGGCCGUGCUGGGCUGGCUGGGGACCAUCGUGUGCUGCGCGCUGCCCAUGUGGCGCGUGACGGCCUUCAUCGGGAACAGCAUCAUCACGGCGCAGAUCACCUGGGAGGGCCUGUGGAUGAACUGCGUGGUGCAGAGCACCGGCCAGAUGCAGUGCAAGGUGUACGACUCGCUGCUGGCGCUGCCGCAGGACCUGCAGGCGGCCCGCGCGCUCCUGGUCGUCGCCAUCCUGCUGGCCGCCUUCGGGCUCCUCGUGGCGCUUGUGGGCGCCCAGUGCACUAACUGCGUGCAGGACGACACCGCCAAGGCCAAGAUCACCAUCGUGGCGGGCGUGCUCUUCCUGCUGGCCGCCUUGCUCACCCUCGUGCCCGUGUCCUGGUCGGCCAACACCAUCAUCCGGGACUUCUACAACCCCAUGGUGCCCGAGUCGCAGAAGCGGGAGAUGGGCGCGGGCCUGUACGUGGGCUGGGCGGCGGCGGCGCUACAGCUCCUCGGGGGCGCGCUGCUCUGCUGCUCCUGCCCGCCGCGCGAGAAGAAGUACGCGCCCGCCAAGAUCCUCUACUCCGCGCCGCGCUCCGCCGGGCCGGGCACCGGCACCGGCACCGCCUACGACCGCAAGGACUAUGUUUGAGGGGGGCACAGUGGGA
Molecule: messenger RNA, 881 nt
Organism: Elephantulus edwardii (Cape elephant shrew)
Lineage: Eukaryota; Metazoa; Chordata; Mammalia; Macroscelidea; Macroscelididae
Gene: CLDN3
Product: claudin 3
Exons: 1
Coding region: 203-865 (220 amino acids)
Biological process (GO): cell adhesion; bicellular tight junction assembly
Cellular component (GO): bicellular tight junction; plasma membrane
Molecular function (GO): structural molecule activity
Source: RefSeq, a predicted model, not a curated record